Galeopterus variegatus (Sunda flying lemur) is the source of this 1616-nucleotide messenger RNA. RefSeq names its product protocadherin beta-15-like. The coding region runs from base 192 to 1616 and encodes 474 amino acids. The transcript has 2 exons. Gene Ontology annotation, biological process: homophilic cell-cell adhesion. Lineage: Eukaryota; Metazoa; Chordata; Mammalia; Dermoptera; Cynocephalidae. Gene Ontology annotation, cellular component: plasma membrane. Gene Ontology annotation, molecular function: calcium ion binding. The record is from RefSeq and is a predicted model, not a curated record.
CUCUUCUUCAGACCUCUUUCAGCUGAAGUGAAAAGCCUGCAGACAGAGCUCGGAUCAGUAAGUCUCCGGAGAAUGCUACUCACCUACAUUUCUGGACAGGCUACCAACCGACAGAUUGAUCACUGUCUCAGUCCCAUCGUUCCCUGAGGUACUUCUGGCCUCUAUUCCUGGGAAGGCGUGCAGAAGUAAAGAUGGAGGCCGGAGAGGGGCGCUUUCCUAAACAAAGGCAAGUCUUGAUUCUCCUUCUCUUAAUGGGGGCUCAGGCAGGCUGGGAACCCCACCGCUAUUACGUGAUGGAGGAAACAGAGAGCGGCUCUUUUGUGGCCAACCUGGCCAAGGACCUAGGGCUGGGAGUAAGGGACCUAGCUGCGCGGGGAGCCCGAGUGGUCUCUGAGGAUAACAAGCCACUCUUGCAGCUUGACCUGCAGACCGGAGAGCUGAUAUUAAAUGAGAAAUUGGACCGGGAGGACCUCUGCGGCCCCACCGAUCCCUGUGUAAUGCAUUUCCAAGUGUUACUGAAAAACCCAAUGGAAGUAUUUCGAGCGGAGCUAUUGGUUAGAGAUAUAAACGAUCAUUCUCCCGAGUUUUCUGAAAGAGAAAUGACUCUUAAAAUCCCAGAGAACAGCCCUCCUGGAAGCGUGUUUCCUCUGAAAAAAGCCCAGGACUUGGACGUGGGCAACAACAACGUUCAAAACUACAAUAUUGGUCCCAACUCUCAUUUCCACGUUUCCACCCAUAACCGGGAAGACGGCAGGAAAUACCCAGAGCUGGUACUGGACAAAGAGCUGGAUCGCGAGGAGCAGGCGGAGCUCAGAUUAACCCUGACAGCGCUGGAUGGCGGCUCACCACACCGAUCUGGCACGGUCCAGAUUCGCAUCUUGGUCUUGGACGUCAAUGACAACGCCCCCGAGUUUGCGCAGAUGCUCUAUGAGGCGCAGGUCCCAGAGAGCAGCCCCGUAGGCUCCCUAAUUGUCAAGGUCUCCGCUAUGGAUUUAGACACCGGGACAAAUGGAGAGAUAUCAUACUCACUUUUUUACAGUUCUCUGGAGAUAAGUAAAACUUUUGAGCUAAGCAGCCUUUCAGGAGAAAUUCGAUUAAUUGAAAAACUAGAUUUUGAGACAAUAUCUGCAUUUGAGCUAGAUAUAGAGGCGUCUGAUGGCGGGGGACUUUCUGGGAAAUGCAGUGUUUCUAUUAAGGUGCUGGAUGUUAAUGAUAACUCUCCAGAACUAACUAUUUCGUCACUUACCAGCCCAAUUACCGAAAACUCUCCCGAGACAGAAGUGGCCCUGUUUAGGAUUAGAGACCGAGAUUCUGGGGAAAAUGGAAGAAUGGUUUGUUCCAUUCAGGAUGAUAUUCCGUUUGCGCUGAAACCUUCCGUUGAGAAUUACUACAGGCUGGUAACAGAAGGAGCACUGGACAGAGAGACGACAGCCGAGUACAACAUCACCAUCACCGUCACCGACUUGGGCACACCGAGGCUCAAAACCGAGCACAGCAUAACCGUGCAGGUCUCCGAUGUCAACGACAACAUUGACCUGGAAUUCCUUGAAAACAGCUUUAUUUCCAGUUAUCAGCGUAGUGACAAAAUAUUAAGAAAAAUCUAUUAUGAUACAUGA